Recurvomyces mirabilis is the source of this 657-nucleotide messenger RNA. RefSeq lists its product as uncharacterized. The transcript has a single exon. Bases 1 to 657 code for a protein of 218 amino acids. Lineage: Eukaryota; Fungi; Ascomycota; Dothideomycetes; Mycosphaerellales; Teratosphaeriaceae. The record is from RefSeq and is a predicted model, not a curated record.
AUGCGCGCUUCCAUCGUCGGCGGGCUCGCGUUCGUCGCUCGCGCAGCUGGCCAGAAUAACGGACAAAGUACUGGAGAUGUAGCAGCCACAAUAUCUGCGCUCAAGUCACGUCUGGGAACCAACACCGCACUCUUCAGCAGUAUUGCGUCCUCCCGCCAAGACGCUGCGAGCUCGACUCUCGCAUCACUAUCGAGUGUCGCAGCGACAGCUACUGGAAGUGCUGGCAGUAGCUACAGCUCAGAGCUAAGCAGCUUAGAGACUCAGUACAGCAGCAUCAACAGCGCAGUUGACAGCGCCCUCGGCAUUACAGCUUCGGCCUCCGUAUCGUCUGCGUCCGCCACAAGCAAGACCGCCUCCAGCGCUUCGAGCAGCUCCAUUGCCGCAGCAGCCACGACUUUGAGCACUUCUGUGACUCCGACUACCACUGGAACGUCUGUCGCCAACGUCGCGGCGUCUUCCGCGAGUAGCCCCAACGGGUCGCCAUCAUCAUCGCAAACAGGGGUGUCUCUGGUAUCGAAUACUGGGCCAUCGGCGACGUUCAGAUCCUCGACUGCAGCAGCAGCCAGUACUCCCUCCGCGGCGGGUGGUACCGUUGGUGCCGCAUUGCCUCAUCUAGUCAUGGGCAUCGCUGGUCUAGCUCUGGUCGGCAUUGUGUAA